This is a messenger RNA of Auxenochlorella protothecoides, 2559 nucleotides long. RefSeq names its product Transportin-2. The transcript has 7 exons. Gene Ontology annotation, biological process: protein import into nucleus. Lineage: Eukaryota; Viridiplantae; Chlorophyta; Trebouxiophyceae; Chlorellales; Chlorellaceae. The record is from RefSeq and is a predicted model, not a curated record. Gene Ontology annotation, cellular component: cytoplasm; nucleus. The coding region runs from base 1 to 2559 and encodes 852 amino acids. Gene Ontology annotation, molecular function: nuclear import signal receptor activity.
AUGUCGAGCCCUGGAUCUGACUGGCAGCCGAGCCCCGGUAUUGUGAAUGAGCUGGUGGGUCUCCUGCUCGAGCUCCAGAACCCCAGCUCCAACCAAUCCCAGGUGCUGGCGCGCCUGGAUGCUGCACGUGGCUCCCCCGACUACACCGGCUACCUGGCCUUCAUCUUCUCUGCCGGGGAGGGCCUGUCCCUGGAGGUGCGCCAGACGGCUGGCCUGCUGCUGAAGAACGGCCUCACCGCCUCACCGCCGCCACCCAUCAGCAGGCAAGCCUGGGCCCAGCUCCAGUCCGGCCUGCUGCGCAUGCUGCGCCACGAGGCGCGCCCGCUGCGCCACACGGCGGGCACCUGCGUGGCCGCGGCCGUGGGCGUGGCCGGCCUCCCCAACUGGCCCGAGCUGGUGCCGAGCCUGGCGGGGGCGCUGGCCCCCGAGGCCCCCCUGGCGGCCACCGAGGGGGCGCUGGACACCCUAUUCAAGCUGACGGAGGAGCAUCCACGCGCCCUGGAGGAGCGAGGCCCCGGCGAUGCCGGCGCCGCGCCCAACGAUACCCUGCUUCCGGCCGCUCUGCGCCUCUUCGCCCACCCCAGCCCGGGGGUCAGGGCGGGCGCAGUGGCGGCGCUCAACCUGGCCGCCACGGGCAUGCCCGCCUUCCUCUGCGAGGCCAUGGACGACUACCUGCAGGGCCUGUUUGGCCUGGCGCAUGACGGCGAGCCCACCGUGCGGCGCGACGUCUGCGCGGGGCUGGUGCAGGCCCUGACGCUGGCGCCGGAGCGCCUGCAGUCCUCCCUGCCCCAGCUCAUAGAGUACAUGCUGGGGUCCACGCAGGACGGUGAUGAGGCGGUGGCCAUCGAGUCCUGCGAGUUCUGGAGCGCGCUGUGCGAGUACGGCGACGACGCCACUGUCCUGCGCCCCUUCCUGCCCCGCCUCCUCCCUGUCCUGCUCAGCAACAUGGUUUUUGAGGAGCACGACGACGAGGUGGCGGAGGCCGAGGCGGCGGAGCAGGGCGCGGCCGCGGCCGGGAUCGGACACGCCGCGGAGCGCGCAGCCGAUAUCAAGCCCUUCGAGCAUGACUGGCGGGCUCAGGAGGCCUCCAUCCUGGCGCUAGGGGCCAUCAGCCAGGGCUGCACCACGGGGCUGGCCCCGCACCUGCAGGACCUGGUGGGCAUGCUGCUCCCCGCCACAGCGUCCCCUCGCCCCAUGGUCCGCUGCAUCGCCUCCUGGGCGCUGGCGCGGUACAGCCGCUGGAUGUUUGGCUGCGUGCCUGGGUCCAGCACCGUCCCGCAGGCCACCGUCACCACCGUCGUCCAGACCCUGGCGCAGCGUUGCCUGGACGCCAACCCGGUGGUCCAGAAGGCGGCUUGUGGGUCGCUGGCCACCCUGGUGGAGCUGGGGGGCGACGGACUCCCCCCCUCCGAGCUGGCGGCCAUCGCCGCGGCGCUGGCGGCGGCGGUGCAGCGGUACGGCCGACGCACGCUGCGCCACGCCUACGACGCCAUCGCCACGCUGGCGGAGCGCGUGGGCGGCGCGCUGGGCGUGGAGGGCGCGGCACGGGACGCCCUGCUCCCGCCCCUCUUCUCGCGCCUGCUGGGCCUGCCCGACGGCGACCCGGAGCUCCUGCCCCUGCUGGAGUGCCUCACCGCGGUGGCCCAGGCCUGCCCGGGCCAGGUACUGGAUCGGUAUGCGGAGCCCAGCUUCGGGCGAUGCGUGGGGCUGGUGGCCGCAGCGCAGGCGGGGGUCGCCAGUGGCGCGCUGGAGGAGGAGGAGGGGGCCCAGAUCCAGGUCUGCGCCCUGGACUUUGUGGCGGGGCUGGUCGAGUCCCUGGGCCCCAGCGUGGAGUCCCUGGUGGGCAACAGCCCCCUGCUGGACCUCGCCCAGAGAGCCUGCUCCCCACCCUCGCCCCCGGACGUCCGCCAGGCCGCGUUCGCGCUGGUGGGGGACCUGGCCGCCGCGUGCGCGCCGCACCUGCGCCCGCGCCUGCGCCAGCUGGCGGGCGCGGCCGUCGAGCAGCUGGCGCCCCCCUGCAUCACGGGGCGCACCAUCUCCGCCUGCAACAACGCGGCCUGGGCCAUGGGCGAGCUGACGGUGCGCUGCACGGGCGAGGAGGUUGCGCCUGUGGCGCAGGGCCUGCUGGAGCGCUAUGUCGGCAUCCUGCAGGCGGGCGCGGGGCAGCUGCCGCGCAGCCUGCGCGAGAACGCCGCCAUCUCCCUGGGCAGGCUGGCGCUGGUGUGCCCCGGGCCCCUGGCGCCGCACGCCUCGCACUUUGUCGCGCAGUGGUGCUCGGUCCUGGCGGGGGUCCGAGACGGCGAGGAGAAGGAGCACAGCGUGAGGGGCCUGUGCGCGCUCCUCGCGGGGGAUGCAGGCCCCGCGCUGCAGGCCUUCGUCCCCCUCUGCGCGGUGCUGGCGUCCUGGAAGGCCAUCCCGGGGGCCGAGGUGCUGGCAGAGUCCGCACAGCUGCUGCAGGGCCUGAAGGCCCAGCUGCAGGCCAUGAGUCAAUGGGACGCAGCCAUGCGCAGCCUGUCGCCUGCUGUGGCCCAGAAACUGGCUGCUGUAUAUGGCGUCUGA